Equus quagga is the source of this 1436-nucleotide messenger RNA. It is a transcript of the gene FNDC4, whose product is annotated as fibronectin type III domain containing 4. NCBI's taxonomy places the organism in Eukaryota, Metazoa, Chordata, Mammalia, Perissodactyla, Equidae. The transcript has 7 exons. The coding region runs from base 167 to 859 and encodes 230 amino acids. Gene Ontology annotation, molecular function: protein binding. The record is from RefSeq and is a predicted model, not a curated record.
CCGCAGCUGGGUCCCGCACUGCCCCCCUCGCCGGGCCCGCGCCGGGAUGGGGUAGGGGCAGCGCCACCGAGUUGGGCGAUGGGCCGCCCUCUGGGCACCGAGCAGCCCCCCGAGGCCUGACCGACCGCGAGGACCGGCGGAGGAGCCCCGCCUGGAUGUCAAGCGGAUGCCCCAGUGUCUCCCAGCAGACUUGGUGGAGACCAUGGCUUCGCUGAUGCCCCUGUCCCCAUAUCUAAGCCCUACAGUCCUCCUGCUGGUCAGCUGUGACCUGGGCUUUGUGCGAGCAGACCGGCCUCCAUCUCCUGUGAAUGUGACAGUCACUCACCUCAGAGCCAACUCGGCCACUGUGUCCUGGGACGUCCCAGAAGGCAACAUCGUCAUUGGCUACUCCAUUUCCCAGCAACGACAGAAUGGCCCUGGGCAGCGUGUGAUCAGGGAGGUGAACACCACCACUCGGGCCUGUGCCCUCUGGGGCCUGGCUGAAGACAGCGACUACACUGUGCAGGUCAGGAGCAUCGGCCUUCGGGGAGAGAGCCCGCCAGGGCCCAGGGUGCACUUCCGAACUCUCAAGGGUUCUGACCGGCUACCCUCAAACAGCUCAAGCCCAGGUGAUAUCACAGUGGAGGGUCUGGAUGGAGAGCGACCACUGCAGACGGGGGAAGUGGUCAUCAUUGUGGUGGUGUUGCUCAUGUGGGCUGCUGUAAUUGGGCUAUUCUGCCGUCAGUAUGACAUCAUCAAGGACAACGACUCCAACAACAACCCCAAGGAGAAAGGGAAGGGGCCAGAACAGAGUCCUCAGGGAAGGCCAGUGGGGACAAGACAGAAAAAGUCACCAUCCAUCAAUACCAUCGAUGUAUGAGUGAAGAAACAGAACCAGAACACAGAUGCACUAACAACCUGGGGAUGGGGAUGGGGUCAGGGAGAGCCUAAGAUGGUGACCUGCUCAAGACUGAAGGAUCCCACAGUCACCCAGAGGGUAAUGACACUCCCACAAUCUCAGGCCUGGUACCCAUCCUCUUUCCACUGUGAGCAGGGCCAGAAGGUAGGUCUGUUAGGAUCUGCGCUCCUGGACCUGGGGAGUGGUAUCAGAUGGAAUAUGUCCUCCCAUCCCCCAAGUCUAGGGGAGAGUCCUUUGUUCAAUCCUAUCCCAUUAGGUCCCAAAUGGGGCCCCAUUUCACCUGCAUCAGGACUCUUGGCAUCCCUAGCUGCCCCCACAUCUUGCCUCUGGGUUAAAGAGAGGGGUGUCUCUGUGGGUACUCCCCCUCCCCCAGCAAAUAAAAGGAAUUGUCUGGGCCUGGAGGCAGAUGCUGCACUGCACUACUCCAAUGUCUUCCAUGGAGCCUCAGGUGCUCCCCCUUUCACCUGGCAGCCCCUCCAGCUGCUGGUGAUCUCACCCCUUGGACAUUUUUCCAAUAAAGGUUCUUGGACAAACUGGA